AAAACUCUGUUAAAGGAAGUGUUUUGGAGAAAGUGUUUCGGAAAUUUAAUCGUCUUUUCCACGUUAAAAAUGACGCCUACGUUCUGUUGGAUAUUCCUGUUGGUGUUGGCGUUGGUGGGCCGCGCUACGAGCGUACCAAGGCCUCUCACGGUCGACGCUUGCGCCCUGCUCUGCAAUCCCGGGGCAGAGACUGAAUCCGAGCGAGAGAGGGAUGUGCGCCUAUUUCCCCGAUAUCCCAAGGUAAACUGCAAGCUCCAGUCCGUCAGCAACGAGCAUCAGUCGUUUGCUAUUAUGAGCCACUGUUUGAAACUGUGCGCUUACGAACUAUCAAUCGCGUCGGAAGUCAACUGUUUUGCUCUGAGAUCAUCCCUCCAAGCAAGUAUAGGAUGUUAUUGUGAUGCUUUAACACCCUUGAGUCCGAACACUAUGCGCCUUCACGAAACUUGGCGGCUCAACUUUUUGGUAAAGGAGUUGGCGAGCGAUAUCAUGAGUACGAUUAUAAAGUCACCUCUCGACGUAAUCAUCCUAUGCGAGAUCCGUAAUGAACUGUUCAAAGAUGCCAACAUAAUUCAUGGACAGUUGCACGAAAUAUGUUCAAACCCAGAGAAGUCAUCCAGCAUGGAUGACUCAACUGAAGACACUCUGAUCAGUCAUCCACGAGCAAAACGAAAUAUCGAAGAGAGUGAGACAGAUGAAUUCGACUAUGACGACGGACCUUUGGAACUGGUUGAAGAUAUGCAGAAGGAUGAGAACAUAGAGUCGGUACCACGACAUCAGGAGAAACGUGAUUCGCCACUUCCCGAUAAUCUAGACUUGUCCAGAGAGCAGACUGACGAAGGUUUCUCCCACCAGGAUCAGGACAACCCAACAUUAGGUGAACAUAGUGAAAACAAUCCAAAUUGCCAUGCAGAAACGUGCGACCGACUUUUAUAAGGAAGUCUGUCAAUGUUAAAUAAGUUAAAAAGCUGAACAAUUAUAGAACAUACAUAGACAAAAAUAACAGACAGGAGAGAGAGUUUGCGUGAAGACCACGAAUUUUCAUAUCUUGCAUAGAUCGUUAGUUUAUAAUUAAUUUAUUACGUAAAAGUGUUUCUCAUUGUAAUCGAAGAGAAGUAAUCUGAAGCAUAUAUGAUUUUUCUUUCCGAUUUUGUUAUUCAAAUUAAUUUUUGU
This is a messenger RNA of Trachymyrmex cornetzi, 1170 nucleotides long. RefSeq lists its product as uncharacterized. The coding region runs from base 70 to 933 and encodes 287 amino acids. The transcript has 2 exons. The record is from RefSeq and is a predicted model, not a curated record. Lineage: Eukaryota; Metazoa; Arthropoda; Insecta; Hymenoptera; Formicidae.